UACACAUUCUCUCAUAGCUCUCAGUCUUAUCUCCGAUUGUAGAUAUUUUGAGGAUCCAUAAGAGAUGUCAAAAAUUUUUUAUCACUAUGUUUACAUUCAAAGUUGUUUAAUAAAAAAAAAGACAGACACUUACAAUUUUCGACACGUAGCAAGUGCAACACGCUGCGAAGCUAAUUAGUUUUUAAUCACGAUGAGCACCGCCAAAGACGAUGAUGCUUUUUGGAACAGCAGUGAGAUGCGAUCGUUCUGUUUUGAAAAUAAUGAGGUGGAUCAAUUAUUUGAAGUGUCAACAAGUAAUACUGAGUUUACCGACGAUCUUCAGGCCACAAAACCUAUAUUGUCAGUUAUCUCUGAGAAAACACUUUCGUGCAUUUUAGCUGCUGACAAAUUACAAACCGCGCAGUCAGAAACGGCUGUUGCUCAGCCUGACAUUACUUUGAGAAAGAUACUGCUUGGUCAAUCGUAUUCAUUGGAACAAUACAAAUCUCUUGCCAGUAAAACUGCCUUAUUGGAUGCUGCUAUUUUAAGCGGAGAUGGAAAUGCCAUUUUGAUAAUAAUUUUAUUUCUCGCAAAAACUUUGAAACGGUCCCUGCUACAAAGACUGUUGGCUGAGAGACAAGACGCGGUUAAUGUAUAUAUACACUAUCUUUUUAUAAGAUUGCAGACAAGUGAGAUAACUGACAUAUUGACAAUGCUGGGUCAUUCUUCAACUGCUGCUAUGAAGAAUCUCCAUAUUAUUAUAAAGAACACAAGAGAUCCCAACAGGUUACUGCAAAAACUUCAAAAUUGUUACAAAGUCCAUUUUGCAAUGUUACCGGAUUGUAAAGAAGCUACAUUUUUAGAAUCUUACAUUAAGUUAUUAGAAUGGCAAAUAAGAAUAAAACAGAAGAAAGAGAGCGAGGAGCUUUCGGUGAAUUCUUCUGUUCAGGAAUCUCUGCAUUACGCUUGCAAGCACUAUUGUGAUACACCAGCUAAUUUCGUCGUGAUAUCGCCCACAACGCUCUCUCAGGAUCAUGAUAUUUCUCCUAGACUGUACCAGAAAGUUGCUUUGCAAGUUAAAGCCGCCAAUGGAGAAUGGGACAAUAUCGAUCGUUUGCUCUUAACAAAGGGAAUACUUGGUAAUACAAAACUGCAAACACAUUUAUACGUGGAAGACAUUUUGCAAGUAUUGCACAAGCACAACGCUCCGUAUGCCAUUCUUGAAAAAUAUCUGAAAUUCGUCGACAGUUUAGAAAAACGAUUGGAGUUGGCGAAGAGACUGUCUUGUCAUAUAGUAGUAAUUGAUGUGUUUGUGCAACAAGCGGAUCGUGCCGCGCUGAUGGAUUACAAAGCCAAGUUACAGCCUCAAUCGGAAGAAUACUUUUACGCCGAGAGCGCUUUACGUUUGCCACACGUUAAGUGGAAGAAUUAAACUUUGCUGUACAAAUUGUAUACUAUGUAAUUGUAAACAAACCAUUCUAAUAUUUAAAUUACAUAUAUUUAUACUAUUUUUAAUAUAUUGU
This is a messenger RNA of Pseudomyrmex gracilis, 1502 nucleotides long. RefSeq names its product spermatogenesis-defective protein 39 homolog. The transcript is spliced from 9 exons. The record is from RefSeq and is a predicted model, not a curated record. Gene Ontology annotation, cellular component: cytoplasm. NCBI's taxonomy places the organism in Eukaryota, Metazoa, Arthropoda, Insecta, Hymenoptera, Formicidae. The coding region runs from base 191 to 1411 and encodes 406 amino acids. Gene Ontology annotation, biological process: intracellular protein transport; vacuolar transport.